AUGAAAUUUGGUAGUCAACUUGAUGCAGCUUUAUAUGGUGAAUGGGCAGAAUUUUACCUGGACUAUAAUGGUCUAAAGAAACAUUUAAAGUUAGGGGAGAAAAAGGAAGCUGGUUAUACAGAAAAAGACGAAUCUGCUUUUGUAGAAUUGUUGGAUAAAGAAUUAGAAAAAAUUUAUGCCUUUCAAAAUUCCAAAUAUGAGGAAAUUAAAGGUCGUGUUCAACAUUGUGAAAAUGCAGUCGAAUCAAUAAGUAAAAGCCCUUCAAUGAAUAUUCCUGAUAGAUAUGCAGAAGUUGAACGCGAGAUUAAUUUUAUCACUGAAGAAUUGAAUGAGCUCGCAAAAUAUGCAAGAUUAAAUUAUACUGGCAUUAUCAAAAUUGUAAAAAAACAUGAUAGGCGAACACAUUACAUCCUGCGUCCUAUGUUUAAUGUUCGUUUGAAUGCAUGUCCUUUCUACAAAGAAAAUUAUGAACCUAUUAUUAUACAACUUUCACGUUUAUACCACAUCGUUCAUCAAAGAUUAGGAAAUAAUGAUCAAUUCUUGAGCUCAACACCAAAUUUUCAAUCUAUGUCUAAUUCAUGGAAACCACAAACAAUAAUGCCAGCACAAGAAAGAUUGUUGAGACAGUCUCGUAAAUACUGGGUCCAUUUGAAUAACAUCAUGGAAGUUAAAACCACUAUUCUCCGUCACUUACCAGUUAUACUCUAUAAAACUGGCUCUGACUCAUCUGUGACCUCAAUAUACUUUGACAAUGAACCAUUUGAGCUGUACCAAGAUAAAGUCGACCGUAAACCUGGCGAUCAAAUAAUCAGGUUACGUUGGUAUGGAAAUAAAUCAAAUGGUGGCGUCUUUCUUGAAAGAAAAAUCUAUGAAACGGGGGAUGAUGAAAUAAAAGAUCGAUUCUUUAUCAAAAAAAAAUAUGUGGAUUCAUUCUUAAAAGGCACAUAUUCAAUGGAAAAAGUUAUCAAGAAAAUGAAAGAAACUCCCGGAAGAACAGAUACCGACGUUGACCAAUUUGUGAAAUUGGUCAAAGAUAUUCAAAACACUAUUCAAGAUAAAAAUCUACAGCCUGUUCUUCGCACAUAUUAUAAUAGAAUGGCAUUUCAAAUUCCCGGCGAUAACCGUGUUAGGAUUUCUCUUGACACAGAUUUCUAUAUGAUAAGGGAGGACAAUUUUGAUAUUAUACGUCGUCGUGAAGGCGAAUGGCGAAGAUCAGACAUUGAAGAUGAUAAAUUUGACAAGUUACCAUCAUCUGAAUAUGCCAAAUUUCCUUAUGCCGUAUUGGAAGUUAGACUUAAUGCGAAUGGUAAUGAACCAGGCUGGGUACAAGAAUUUCUUGGAAGUCAUUUAGUUGAGGAGGCUCCUCAAUUUUCAAAAUAUGUUCACGGUGUUGCCACAUUAUUCACUGCUGAAGCUCCCUCCUUACCAUAUUGGCUACCAAAUAUGGAUAAAGAUAUUCUUAAACCACCAAGCACUCAUAAUAUAUAUGAUGAUUUAUCUACUGAAACUCCAGCUUCUUCAUCCAAUUAUAUUUCCUCAAGAAGACUUAAACAAACCAUACCAAAUAGUGGUAUUAUCAAUGUUGAAGUGGUCGGAAAAAAUCAAAUCAGUAGCAGAAAUAAGGUUCUCAAGACAUUUAAUAAAUUAUUUCAUAGACACAGUCAUUCUAAAACUAAAUCAGUCAUACUACCACCAAAUGUCAGAAUUCCUCAAGUAAUAAACACACAAAUACGCGUAGAGCCUAAAGUUUAUCUUGCAAAUGAAAGGACAUUCUUUUCCUGGAUGAGAUUUAGUGUAUUAUUGGGUUCAUUUGCUCUUGCAUUAUUCAAUGCCAGUGGCACUGAAAAUAAAGCUGGUAAAAUUUGUGGUGUCCUUUAUGCAUUAAUAAGUGUGUCUGUUUUAAUAUAUUCAUUAAUCAACUACAAUAAAAGAACUAAAAUGAUUAAUGAAAGGAAGCCUGGUCCGUAUGAUGAUAUUGUUACACCUAUUAUAGUUUGUAUUGCACUUUUUAUUGCUGUUGGACUUAAUUUUUACCUUAAACUCCCAAGAGUGAUUGAAAGUAGUCGGGAAAAUGUUAAUAUUAAUCUUCCUGAGCCAAUUACAUCAGCAUAA
This is a messenger RNA of Entrophospora sp. SA101, 2112 nucleotides long. The record is from the annotation of a GenBank genome assembly. NCBI's taxonomy places the organism in Eukaryota, Fungi, Glomeromycota, Glomeromycetes, Entrophosporales, Entrophosporaceae.